GCAGGUCAAAAUAUUUUAUUAUUUUUAUUUUAGUAUUUUAUUUCAAAGUAUUUUUGCCAAAUACAAUCCGUCAAUUAAUCAGCUUUCAGCAAUAGUUGAUAGUCAUGGCACUUAAUCUCUACGAAAAACUGAUGAAAAAUGCUCAGCCAUCACGAUGGCAAAAAAUCGUCGCUGAAAACUUAGACUUAGAUUAUUGUGAGAGAUUUCUGACAGCAGCCGAGAGUGCAUCUCUGCUGAAUUACAUGGAAGAUAACGUGAGUUACUUCGACGGUCGUCUAUCGCAGGUGAAAGUCUUUGGACAGUAUUAUCCCAUACCCCGGCAGCAGGUUGCGUUUGGUGACACAGGCAUAACUUAUAAGUUUUCUGGUACUGUCGUCCCAGCGCAACCAUGGCCGCAACCUUUGUACAAUCUGAAGAAAAAAAUAUACACUGCCCGUGGAGUUAAUUAUAAUUUUGUUCUAGUCAAUAGGUAUAAAAAUGGAGAUGAUCAUAUGGGCGAACACAGAGAUGAUGAAGUAGAAUUAGACAAAACAGUCCCUAUUGCAUCUAUAUCUUUGGGGCAGACAAGAAAAUGUGUGUUUAAACAUACAGAUGUAAGAAAGAAAAUAAGACAAGUAGAACUCAUAAAAUUAGAUUUACGCAAUGGGAGUCUUUUAAUGAUGAAUCAGCCAACAAAUGAAUAUUGGUAUCACUCCAUUCCCAAAGAAAAAAAAGCAAAAAAUAUUAGACUGAAUUUUACAUUUCGUAAAAUCAAAUAGGCGAAUAAAAAUUAUAUUUUUUUUUUACAUUUUACUGUACAAAUUUAUAUAUAUAUUUAAGAUA
Molecule: messenger RNA, 822 nt
Organism: Melanaphis sacchari
Lineage: Eukaryota; Metazoa; Arthropoda; Insecta; Hemiptera; Aphididae
Product: DNA oxidative demethylase ALKBH2-like
Exons: 2
Coding region: 105-758 (217 amino acids)
Biological process (GO): DNA repair
Source: RefSeq, a predicted model, not a curated record